GGUCCAACCGAAUACAGUGUUUCUCCGAGGCUCCUGCUACGGUUUGUUACCGACAAAAUACGUUACACUUACAACUGGCUAUGAAAAUAGAUAAUUCUCUUAACUUUUUGUUAAUUGUGUAGCGAAAUAAUCACCUAAACUUGUUGUUACUUUAGAAACAGUAAGGUUACGGUGUCUUGCGGCUCCGUCUCGUCGGUUUUCACUCCGGGAGAGAAGAAGCUUCUUCAUUUGUUGUGAACAUUGUAACGCUGUUUACUUUCGGUAUUUUGGGGUUAAGUACUGGCCUUAAACUAUUCAUUGAUGGUCUGUAGUAGAACCUGAGGUAGCGGGCCUAACCGUAGCCCAACAUAAUGACCGAGAGUUUCAGCAACAUCGAGGAUGAGGCUUUCCCCAGUUUCCUGUCUAGCUCUGUGGGCAGCAGCCGUGCCACCCUGGGGAACAUCACCCUGGCCUCCACCCUGGGGCUGCCCGUAGCUGCCUCCACCGUGGCUAAAAUUAGAGCUGGGGCCGACAACAGAGUAAAUGCUGUCCAGGCGUCAUAUCUGGAGGACGGACGGCUCUCUCUGGCUAACUCUCAGUCCAACAACAAGGAACAGGGACAAUUCGCCCUCAGCUUCAAAGAUGAGCUAGAUGAUGCAGAUGACUUCAUAGCAGCCCACCGGUUCUCAGACAUGCUGGUGAAGGUGAAUCUGGACGAGACAGAGCCCAGGACUAGAGCCUCCUCCCUCGGCCCCAACACCCAGACUGGACCUCUCCCUGGAAGACACUCUGACCAUGGAGACGAUCUCUCUACGGGGCGGCUGGCCUUCACCAACCUGGUUAAUAGGGACUUUAUGGAUCUAAAGGUCCGAUCCCUCCCAGGCACCGUGGACGACCAGAGUCUGGCCAGUGAUGGAGCCGACAGCGACCGCUUCAGUGGGAGUGUCUCCAGCUUCCUGGCCAAUGAGAAGCUCAUGUCUGUGGACAGCAUGAACAGUGAUGUCACAGAUGACGAUGUCGAUGUGAACGACCUGCAGGAUGAAGAUCUGGACCUGUACUUAAACCAGCUGGUGAACCCUGCCAUGCAGAGAGGACGGGUGGAGGGACAGGAGAUACCUGAUGCUAACCAGCCAGCCAACCAAGACUAUUCAUCUCAGCCCGGUUCUACAGAACCACAGAAGAACAGAUACCAGUUCCUGGAUGACUAUGAUCAGGGUUUCCAGAUGCCUGACGUACGGCUGGCUGCUACAGGGAUGGACUCGUGUCCCGGCAGUGAUGAGGAGGACACUGAGGAUGAACUGGAGGCAGCUAGGAGACACACUUCUACCAGACACAGACUCCUGCUGUCCAGCACCUCCCGACAGCUGGUGGGGGAGAGCUACCGUCCCAGCUUCAGACCUGGGCUGGAGGGAGGCAGCUCUGACGAAGAAGUUUACUCUGGUCGUAACCCUCUACCUGGGUUAGAACACAGAUACUCUGCAGAGGGCCAAGUCAUCAACACUGUAACAGGAGGAGGAGGAGGAGAUGGGAGCAGUGGGAGUGAGGAGGGAGGGAACGAUGGCGUGUCCACUCUACCCUCCUCCUCCUCGGCCCAGACCACCUACGAUGUGCUGCGGGGGCUGGGGAUCCUGGGGGCCAGCGUGCCGGGAGAGAAUGCCCAGGACCCUCACUCUCUACUGGGGCUGAGCCGGGGCAGCCUGAUGGGGGACCGUGUGGGGCCGGUGGGGACUGGAGAGACCAGCGCUGGGCCCCAGAGGAUGUCCCCUGUCAACUGGAGUAUGGCCUUAGACAGACAGGAGGCGCUGGAUGCCAUGGACAGUACAGAGUCUACGGUGGCAGGGGAGGGUCAAGGUGUCUUGGAUUCUAUAUACCUGAGGACUGGUGCUGGACACUGGAGACCCCAGGACAUGACCUCUCACCUCCAGACCACACAGAGCAGCUUCCACCUCUCUCAGGUGCUUCCUUCGCUUAGUGAUGAGGAGGGGAGGGAGAGGCCUGCUGCCCUGGGGCCAAGAGGAGGUCCAUGUGGGGACUCAUCUGCACCUCCUGGUCCUCCUGGCCUGUCAGACACGAGUCAGGGUGAGAAGGAUCUCCUCUACAUCUCUCUGGAAGCGAAGUACCUCUCUCAGAGCUUCCAACAGGAGGACUCCUCUCACUCUGACAGCGACUGGAACCACUGUCCUGAUAACCUGGACUUCCAACCGGCCUCUCACAGUGUGGUCUACCAGAACGAGGAGGGGAAGUGGGUGACUGAUCUGGCUUACUACUCGUCCUUUGAGAAGGAGGUGGAUGGACACCAGCUGCCGGAGGUAGCAGACCAGUUCCAGGCUGAGGACUUCGUUCCAGGCAGUAACGCCAUAGAGAAGAUCAUAGAAGACCAGAAGGAGUUUGAGAAGGAGAACCAGUUCAUGCAAGAGGAGGUGAUGGAGCCUGCCUCCACCAGUCCAGGUCUCCUAUCUGACACGUCCUGGAGACUCCCAGCCAGCAGCCACAUCCUGAUGAGGGCCAGCCAGGUGUCCCAGGAGCUGGACAGAGGGAACCAGAGCUACCUCCGUCUGUCUCUAGGGACCUUCUUCCAGCAGCGCUCUGAGGCCCUGGGCUGUCUAGGGGACGACCGGGAGGACGAUACAGUCAAACGGCCGUCGUUUGGUUACGUCAUCACCUCUCCAGAGAAGAGGGAACCGUUUCCUCUGAUUCAACCAUCAGACUUCCUCUCUCAGGACAGCUCGGUCCACAACGACACCCUCACACACACUGACCACGACCGCACCAUGAACACGGAGGACUUGGACAAGACUGUGGAGGCAGAUUCAGACAGGGUGUCACCUACAGGAGAUGACGAGCCAGAGCCUUGUGAAUCAGCCUCUUCCCCCCUCCCUGAGGCCCUGCUCUCCCCCAGCCAGACCCUUCCCUCAGCCUCCCCCCUCCCUGAGGCCCUGCUCUCCCCCAGCCAGACCCUUCCCUCAGCCUCCCCCGGCAGCCUGGGCCCCAGCCCCGGCACAGACCAAUCUAACCUCAUGUUGUCUAUCAGCACCAUUGCCUCGGCCAUCGCAGAUGCCUCCAUCUCCUCCGAGCCCUCCCAGCUGGCUGCCAUGAUCAUGGAGCUGUCCAAGAGGAGUAGGGUACAGAGGCAACACCAGAAAGGUGUGCCGAGUCCACCGCCAGCCUCUGUCCUGGAAGAGCAAACACCCAGCCCUAACCAGGUUCAACUGGACCAGAGAAUCCUGCUGGAGACUCUACAGAGGAGCCAGUGUGCCGGGGACCUACUGGAGACUCUACAGAGGAGCCAGUGUGCCGGGGACCUGAGUGCCUUCGACAUUGAAAAGUACCUGAAGCAGACCGAGGUAUCCACCAGCAGCGACAGCGACCAGUCAGGCUCCUCCCACUACACCUUUGACUUCCUCAGCUGGGCCGACAGCCUCAACUCCGCUCACUGGAAGUCCCAGGCUGCAUCAUUUGUUGUUACUGUGGAGAACGAGAGCUCGGGUUAUCAACACCAGGCUACCGAAUACCAGGCUAGCACCAAGGGAGAUAUCUCCUCUGGCGUAGAGGCUAAGGCAGGUUUGACACAAGGUUACCCUGCUGCUAUGACCCGUCCAGUCUCUGCUGGGCUACAUCCAGGUUCUGGUCAGAGUGGAGUAGGCCCAGCUAACAAGAUGGAGGCGAGGAGGAGUUCCAUCCCCCGUCCCAGGGCCAGUUCCAUCCCUACAGCCUCUGCUAAACCAGGGAGGAGGUCUGUGGGCUCUGGUCAGUUCUCUUCAACCACCACCUCCACAGCCAAACCAGCUGCUAACAGGAAGGCUGUAGGGAAUAACAGUGAGCCCCAGCCAGCUGGUGUACUGAGCAGGAACAACACAGAGAGUGAUGGGCCUGAACUAGGAGCAGUCCGUCCAACACCCAACAACACCCCAGCCCAGAAGGUAGAGGACCCCUCCGCAUCUCCUGCCCCAGGCCCUAAGACCUCCCCUGGUCUGAGGAAGGAUCUGUCAGGGCCACUGUCCCUCAGAGACAUCACAUCCCCCUCCCAGAUAACCAGGAGGAGCACAGUGAAGACCCACACUACAGGGAGCAGUACAACCCAGCAGGAGAAACCCAGUGGCCUGGAGAAGAGUGUUGGAGAAGCUCCUCCCAACGCUGUGGCCAAACAUGUUGGUUUUACUUCCUCGUGUCACAGCCCCCAGCCUGCUGCUGCACACAGGACGUACGAUGUGUCUCCAGGUACUCCUGUGCAUCAUGCCGGAGGACCAGAGCAGAGCCAGUGCACUUUCAGACCCUCCACCUCUCCUCUCACCCACUCCUCCCCCUCACAGACCUCCUUCCCCAGCCAAGAAGGGACUGUGUCGCCCCCCUCCCCCAGUGUAGGGGACAGGAGACGUCCCAGUGAUCUCACUCCUCCCCAGUCUGAGUGGAGCUGUUCCAGUCCCAGCCUCAGCAGACUGACAUACAUCUCUCUGAAUGACAGCACGGCUCUCAACACAACCGGCGUCCCAACUCCUGACAGACACAAGAGUCAUGGCACCAUGUCUCUGAGCACCACUAUCAUCAGGGCCAGUCCUACCCCGCCAGUAGAAGGGGCUGAUACCCAGAGUCCUACAGGUCAGGAGCUACCUCCUCACCGCUCUACAGACGGCCUCUGUCCUCCUAGACAGUCCAAGAGCCCAGAGUCUCCUCACCACUCGAACGGUCCUCGUAGUGGCUCGGUAGACCUGCGGAGUGGUUCAGGUCUGGGCUUUACACGCAGCCAGAGUGAGUGUAACUAUCACUGUGGGAACAAUAGAGACUACAACCAGCAGAAACGCCACUCCGAACCCAACUCACACCUUCUCACCAAGUUGGAUUCUGGCUACUCCAGCAACCUGAACAUCCAGCAGCCCAGCGGUAUGGGGGGCCAGGGGAACCAGCAGUGGUCUGGAGUCUCAGCCCAGGGGAGUGAGGUCUAUCCUGGGGCCAGGACGGUCUUCGGCCUGCCUUCCUCCGAGGACCUGUGCUACAUGCCCAUCUCCAGCUUCAAGCCCCAGGGCUCUAUGGUGGACCUGCCUCCAGGGGUCCCUAGCCUCCUGACGGGGCGCUCCCUCUUCAGUUCCCAGCUGGCACAGCAGAACCUGGGCUCGGAUGGAGCUCUUCACCCUGGUCUCCCUCUGCCUGCUCCCUACCACCACAUGACAGCGGCAGGGAACGGCCUGUAUGGUCACGCUAUGUCCUCACGGUUAGGACCCAACGUUGACCCCUCAGUCAGACACCUCCACAGCUCUGGGGGUCUGGGUGUCUCUGGGCCAGGUGGACCAGGAGGUCCCGGGGGUCUGUACCACUGCUCUAACCCCCACCUCAAACCCUUGGACCCAGGACUGAUGGAGGGGAACCCCUACAACCAGCAGUGUGUAGCCUCGUGGUCUGACGGCAGCCUUCCUGAACCCACAGCCCAGGUCGUGAUCCCUGAGGAGCUGAGGUUCCCCCAUGCCUGCUGUGUGGGCAUCUCCUCUCAGACCUCACUGGGCAUCUUCAAUCCCUCCGAGCGCUGGCAGCAGGUCUCCAUCACCGUCACCAGUCUGGCCAUCAACGGAGAGAAGGUUGAUUCAUUCCCGUACCAGUGGCUGAUAGUGAAGAACAAGACCAUCAUUGGCCCUAAGAGCACGGAGGAGCAGAAGGUGUUGUUCAUCCCACCUCAGGCCGGGGUGUACCAAGCUGUCCUCAGUGUCUCCUCCUGGCCUGCCUCCGCUGAGGCCCAGGCUGUCGCCCGUGCCGAGGUGUUCGCCAAGAGGGUGGUCCUCGUCGCCAUGGCAGAGAACCCUGCUCUGGAGGUGGAUGUGGGGAAGUGUGGCAGUCUGGACUUCGGAGACCUGGCAGGUGGCAGUGCCAAAGCUCUCCCUCUGAAGCUGCUGAACAGGACUCAGGCCACCGUACCCAUUAGACUGGUUAUCAGUGCUAACGCCACGGCCUGGCGCUGCUUCACCUUCUCCAAGAGUCCCGUUGCCAUGACAGCUGAGGGCUUGUUGCAGGCGGGAACUCCGACAUCACUGGCCGCUCCGUCCGUCAUGAACCACGUGAUGCACGCCAGCUACGGAGAGAAUCCAGAAAGCUUCAUGGUUUGGGUCCACUUCCACGCUCCACAGAAGUACCAGUCCUGUUCAGGUGAUCUAGGUCCAGCGGAUGAGUACAGUGCGCGGGUGGACAUCGAGGUGGACUGUCCAGGCCCCAGUCAUGUGAUCAGGAGCGUCCCUCUCAGAGCCAGGUCUGGAACAGCCAGAGUACACGCCCCUAAAGACCUGCAGAAUGUUAACCUCUCGGCAGCGUUGGGUCAGUCCAGCACGCAGACUCUGCCUCUGAAGAACGCAGGCAACAUUGAUGUUCAGCUGAAACUUAAGAACAGCGGUGGUGAUGGCUGUUUCUCUGUGAGUCCUGUUGACCUGUGUCUGCGUGCCGGGGAGGAGCAAGGCAUUGUGGUCUCGUUCACCUCUCAGGGCGGCAGGAAGAACCGAGAGAGUGUUCUGACCAUCCUGGUGCUGCCGUCUGGUCCUCAGUAUGAGGUGGUUCUGAAGGGGCAGGUGGUACCAGAGGAGGGGGUGAACCCUGCUGCCCCUGGUCCUGUCUCUGCCCUGGGCAUGCUGCCCCACAGUGAGGUGCCCCCCAUCCUCUCCAACAAGCAGUUUGUGGCCUGGGGAGGGGUCACGCUGGGCAGGGCUGUACAACAGAAGCUGGUUCUUCGUAAUAACUCCCCCAACACAACACAUCACCUGCGUCUGCUGAUCCGAGGACAAGACCACAGCUGUUUCCAGCUCCAGAGUAGUUUUGGACAGGAGGAGAGGUUGACCCGACACAGAGAGCUGUCAAUCCGGCCCAGGGAGGAUGUUGUUGUCCACCUGCUGUUUGCCCCAACCCGGGUGGCCUGCACCCUGUCCAAGCUGGAGAUCAAACAGUCUGGAGUACGGCCCUCACAGCCUGGCAUCAAGUUCACUAUCCCCCUAUCAGGCUAUGGAGGGACCAGCAACAUUAUUCUGGAAGACCACAGGAAGCGUUCAGAUGGCUACGUGGCUAUGCUAAUGGGGGUGGCAGCAGGCCAGGUCUCCAAGCUGUGUGUCUGUGUGAGAAACACUGGGUGCAGGGCUGCCUUCAUUAAGGCUGUUCCCUACUCUGACCUACACACACGCUCUGUCAUGGACUCCUCGGACAUCAGCCUCUCUCCGUCUCAGUUCGUCCUGAAGGAGAGGACACAGGAGGUGAUCACGGUUCUGAUGAAGGUGACCCAGAGAGAGCAGACUCUGUGUCAGUCAGCUAAUGCCGUCCUGGCCACAGUCUGUCUCUUCUGUGGAGACGAGGUCUCACGACAACAGUUCAGGAGGUUGCUGCUGUCGAAGCCUGAUGCAGGCAGGAAGAUUCUGUCAGAGAACAGUCUGCUGAAAGGACUCAACUUCAACGAGAGGUUCCUGGGGGAGGAGCAGGUCCUGGAGGCCUACGACCUGCCCCAGAGCCCCAACCAGGCCCAGUUGUUCUAUGGGAACCUGAGUAAGGUGGUGUUGUCAGUGCUGGGCAGCACAGAGACCUUGGACUCUGGAAGGACUGACCUCCAUGUCCAGCCCCCCCUAGCUGUCACCAGGAGAGGCUCGGAGGCUGACAGUGGUUUUGGGAACUCAGACCGUCACAUCAGCAACGUGUCUCUGGAUGUACUGCCUGUGAAGGGUCCUCAAGGCCCCGCGUUACCCAGGACAGAGGCCUCUGGGACGGGGACAGAACCAGGGGACCACAGGGACUCCUGGAGCCUCCAGCCUGAACAGCUGGUCCUCACCUCUCCCACUAUCAACGGAGCCUCCAACACCAGACAUGUCCUGAUCCAGAACCACUCAUCAUCCAGAGAGCUGAGCUUUGAGUUGUCCUGGCCAGCCCACUGUCUCACUGUUACCCCUCAACAUGGAGUUAUAGAACCACAGUGCCACCUCCAGAUCCUCAUCAGUCCUAAUCCGUCCCUAGCAACCAGGACAUCCAUGUUUCCAUGGAGUGGCCAAAUCUAUGUCCAGUGUGACAAUCAACAGAAGUUCAUCAAAGUCCAGAUCCGUCAGGACCUAGCUCUGGAUGUAUCAACGGCCCCAGCAGACCGGAGCCUAGCCCCCCUUCCUCCUCAGACUGCUAGCCCCAUGCCCACCGCCAUGCUGCCCCCUGCAGGCCAACCCCCCCUGACCAGGACAGCUCCAGCCACGGUAGAGAUCAGUAACCGUACCAUCGUGUUUCCUGCCACGCCCUCAGGAGAAACCUCAGAGUCGUCUGUGGAGGUGGAGAACAGAGGAGAGCAGGUGAGGUGGUACCUGUCUUCCUUCGCCCCUCCUUAUGUAAAGGGGGUGGACAGCAGUGGGGAUGUGUACCGGGCCACCUACACAGCCUUCAGAUGUCCCAGAGUCUCUGGAACCCUGGGAGCAUACCACAAGAUGCAGGUGCCCAUCACCUUCCUGCCCAGGGACCGAGGGGACUAUGCUCAGUUCUGGGACCUGGAGUGUCACCCAGUGGCUGAGCCUCAACACAAGACCAGGAUACGCUUCCAGCUCUGUGGCACUGGUGUGAAGGUUGGUCCAGCGGUGGCUCCUCAGGAAGCAGACUGUUCUCUGGUGAAGACUGAAGCCUUUAAGACCAGGAGAAGACCUGACCCGGUUGCUGAUGGGGGCAUGACUGGUCAGGAGGAUGCUCUGUGUAGGGGGGUAUACGCCCCCCAGGACCACUACUCAUUCCCCCCUACCAGGGUGGGGGAGACCAGCACACUGAAGGUCAACAUGAGAAACAACUCCUUGGAAACGCAUGCGCUGAUGUUCCUAACCCCUAAAGAGCCCUUCCACAUCAAGCAUUCCAAAUAUUCCCUAAGAUCCCAACGCUACAUCCACCUGCCAGUCCAGUUCAAGCCGGUUGUAACUGGCAACCACUCCAGCCUGCUGUUGGUUCAGACGGAUACCAGUGGAAACAUCGCUAUCCAGCUGACUGGUGAGGCCCUGCCCUGACUGGCCAAGAGGACUGCUGGUCUGGGUCAGUGAGGACUGCUGGUCUGGGUCAGUGAGGACUGCUGGUCUGGGUCAGUGAGGACUGCUGGUCUGGGUCAGUGAGGACUGCUGGUCUGGGUCAGUGAGGACUGCUGGUCUGGGUCAGUGAGGACUGCUGCUCUGGGUCAGUGAGGACUGCUGCUCUGGGUCAGUGAGGACUGCUGGGUCACUGCAUCUGUAGUGUGGCCCGUACUGGAGCACUGCUGAAGGUCAUAUGGAAGAAUGAACUAUGAAGCCUUUGUCCAAUAUGGCACCCUAAUCCCUAGCUAGUGCACUGCUUCAGGCCCGGCAACGUCUCAUUGGUUCCACUCCUGGCAACGUCCCAACAUCUCAUUGGUUCCACUCCUGGCAACGUCCCAACGUCUCAUUGGUUCCACUCCUGACAACGUCUCAUUGGUUCCACUCCUGACAACGUCUCAUUGGUUCCACUCCUGGCAACGUCUCAUUGGUUCCACUCCUGGCAACGUCUCAUUGGUUCCACUCCUGGCAACGUCUCAUUGGUUCCACUCCUGGCAACGUCUCAUUGGUUCCACUCCUGGCAACGUCUCAUUGGUUCCACUCCUGGCAACGUCUCAUUGGUUCCACUCCUGGCUACGUCUCAUUGGUUCCACUCCUGGCAACGUCCCAAUGUCUCAUUCAUAUAUCCUAUCCUCUGGGGGUCUGAAUGGAGCAGACUACAGCUCUAUAGCCUAUCCUCUGGGGGUCUGCAUAGAGCUAGCAGACUACAGCUCUAUAGCCUAUCCUCUGGGGGUCUGCAUAGAGCUAGCAGACUACAGCUCUAUAGCCUAUCCUCUGGGGGUCUGCAUAGAGCUAGCAGACUACAGCUCUAUCUUAUCCUCUGGGGGUCUAAAUGGAGCAGACUACAGCUCUAUAACCUAUCCUCUGGGGGUCUGCAUAGAGCUAGCAGACUACAGCUCUAUAGCCUUUCCUCUGGGGGUCUGCAUAGAGCUAGCAGACUACAGCUCUAUAACCUAUCCUCUGGGGGUCUGCAUAGAGCUAGCAGAUUACAGCUCUAUAGCCUAUCCUCUGGGGGUCUGCAUAGAGCUAGCAGACUACAGCUCUAUAACCUAUCCUCUGGGGGUCUGCAUAGAGCUAGCAGACUACAGCUCUAUAACCUAUCCUCUGGGGGUCUGCAUAGAGCUAGCAGAUUACCGCUCUAUAACCUAUCCUCUGGGGGUCUGCAUGGAGCUAGCAGACUACAGCUCUAUAGCCUAUCCUCUGGGGGUCUGCAUAGAGCAGACUACAGCUCUAUAGCCUAUCCUCUGGGGGUCUGCAUAGAGCUAGCAGACUACAGCUCUAUAACCUAUCCUCUGGGGGUCUGCAUAGAGCUAGCAGACUACAGCUCUAUAACCUAUCCUCUGGGGGUCUGCAUAGAGCUAGCAGAUUACAGCUCUAUAACCUAUCCUCUGGGGGUCUGCAUGGAGCUAGCAGACUACAGCUCUAUAGCCUAUCCUCUGGGGGUCUGCAUGGAGCUAGCAGACUACAGCUCUAUAGCCUAUCCUCUGGGGGUCUGCAUAGAGCUAGCAGACUACAGCUCUAUAGCCUAUCCUCUGGGGGUCUGCAUAGAGCUAGCAGACUACAGCUCUAUAACCUAUCCUCUGGGGGUCUGCAUAGAGCAGACUACAGCUCUAUAGUCUAUCCUCUGGGGGUCUGCAUAGAGCAGACUACAGCUCUAUAUCCUAUCCUCUGGGGGUCUGCAUAGAGCUAGCAGACUACAGCUCUAUAGUCUAUCCUCUGGGGGUCUGCAUAGAGCUAGCAGACUACAGCUCUAUAGCCUAUCCUCUGGGGGUCUGCAUAGAGCUAGCAGACUACAGCUCUAUAACCUAUCCUCUGGGGGUCUGCAUAGAGCAGACUACAGCUCUAUAGUCUAUCCUCUGGGGGUCUGCAUAGAGCAGACUACAGCUCUAUAUCCUAUCCUCUGGGGGUCUGCAUAGAGCUAGCAGACUACAGCUCUAUAGUCUAUCCUCUGGGGGUCUGCAUAGAGCUAGCAGACUACAGCUCUAUAGCCUAUCCUCUGGGGGUCUGCAUAGAGCUAGCAGACUACAGCUCUAUAUCCUAUCCUCUGGGGGUCUGUGUAGAGCAGACUACAGCUCUAUAGCCUAUCCUCUGGGGGUCUGCGUAGAGCUAGCAGACUACAGCUCUAUAACACAUCCUCUGGGGUCUGCAUAAAGCAGACUACAGCUCUAUACCCUAUCCUCAGGGGGUCUGCAUAGAGCAGACUACAGCUCUAUAUAUCCUAUCCUCUGGGGGUCUGCGUAGAGCUAGCAGACUACAGCUCUAUAACACAUCCUCUGGGGGUCUGCAUAAAGCAGACUACAGCUCUAUAUAUCCUAUCCUCUGGGGGUCUGCGUAGAGCUAGCAGACUAGAAACAUUUGACUGAAUUUGAUGCCCAGUACAACUUGAAGAGAGUUGGCAUGGCUGAUGUCAUGUGACAGGGUUUACAUGGGGUUUUGGUCAGUGGACCUACUGAUGAACUUUUCAGAGUAACCUUUUCCACCAUCAACUCAAUCAUUGUUCCCUACUUUGGUUUUCUAUUAGAAAUGGCACACGCUUUAAAAAAAGCACAUGGGUUAUAUUUUAUGUUGUUGUGAUUUUAAAUUAACUUGAUAAAAUAAAGAUGUCAAACAUUUU
Messenger RNA from Oncorhynchus kisutch (coho salmon), 11625 nucleotides. RefSeq names its product centrosomal protein of 192 kDa. Gene Ontology annotation, cellular component: cytoplasm; centriole; pericentriolar material. Gene Ontology annotation, molecular function: protein kinase binding. The transcript has 46 exons. Bases 351 to 8954 code for a protein of 2867 amino acids. NCBI's taxonomy places the organism in Eukaryota, Metazoa, Chordata, Actinopteri, Salmoniformes, Salmonidae. Gene Ontology annotation, biological process: centrosome duplication; centrosome cycle; protein localization to centrosome. The record is from RefSeq and is a predicted model, not a curated record.